GAAAACUGAUUAGUCGCAAACUUGCAUCAAAAAGUGUUAAAAGUGAAAUUCACCCUUGAACCAAUUUCAUGAAAAUGAACCAUUUUUGCACUGAAACUAAUGACUCACACUAAAUUAAGCCGGAAUUGGUCAAGGGCCCCCCACAAUGCGCCCCAAAACUUACGUUUUGACAUUUCACAUUUCGAAACACAUUUUCACACUUAACUACAACAAUUUUCAGCGUUUUCAGUUGCGACACUUGUUUUUUCAGUUUUUCACACACUUUUGCAUUAUUUCAACACAAAAUCAACGGUUUUUUCACAUUUUAACCGUCUGGCCAUCCACCUCUGACGUCUGUCAGAUGUCAAAAAAAACUGUCAAAAUACGCAUGCCCCAAUCGCGCUGUCUCACUCUAAUAACGUAUGUCGGAUGAUUAUGUAACCAGAAAAUUAAAUUUUUUGCGAUUAUUGUCGCAAUUAGCGACUUGUAUGGUUACAAUUUGAUAAAUCUGGGGGUAUAAAUACGGUACAGUAUUUUUUUGAGGGCUCCAUUGCGUGUAAGAAAGUCGCAAUCAGGGUUGCCAACUUAAACGUGUUUGCAUAAUUUACACAAAUCCCAGGAUUUUUUUACAAUUGUUAUUGCAUAAUUUGAUUGAUUUGUGGAUAAUAAACACAGUUUUAUUUAUUCCACUGUUUUGUUAAUUCGCCGCAUUUUUUUUCUAAUUAUUUUGGAGCGAAAAAAAAAUAAAAAAUACCAAAUUUUGUAACAAAAAAAUGGGCCAGUUUUUUUCCCUCAAUUUCGCCAAAAUUCUUAUUUUCGAGUUUAAGACCCCCGGAUUCUUCCCUCCCAACAGGGAAACUUCUUUUUCUUGGUUGGCCAAAAGAAGUAGACAUAUAUUGAUUAAAAUUAAAAGGUAGUUUAUUUUUAUGUCUGAGAUGGUCUUCCCACCUAGCAAUUCUUUCAUCGAAAUUCGAUCAAAUUGAGUGUCAAACGUGUCAAAACGAUGGCUUUGGCCGAUGAUCAACAAUUUUGUCUUAGAUGGAACAAUUUUCAAGCGAAUAUUACGUCACAAUUCGAGGCUUUAAGGGACGAUGAAGACUUCACCGACGUCACAAUCGCCUGCGAGGGACAACGAAUGCAAGCCCACAAGGUGGUCCUCUCGGCCUGCAGCCCCUUUUUCAAAGAACUCUUCAAAACGAAUCCCUGUUCUCACCCGAUUAUUUUCAUGCGUGACGUUGAAGCGAGACACAUCGUGGCCCUAAUGGAGUUCAUGUACGCCGGCGAGGUCAACGUGGCUCAAGCCCACUUGUCCGCAUUCCUGAAAACCGCUGAAUCGCUGAAAAUCCGGGGAUUAACCGACACUUCGGCCGAAAAUGAGACUCAAAACACCCUUUAUCUCAACCCCCAAUCUAAAACCGCCCCCUUGAAACACAAAGUCUCCUCCUCGAGCACGGUUACUUCCAGUCAGGACGUUUCAACCCUUUCGAGCCCCCCUCCGAAGCGUCAAUGCAAGUCCGAGGGGGUGAAGAUCAAGGAGGACGCCAUCAACCCCUUCGCCCUCCAGGAGCCCAAAGUGGAGCUCCCGGAUUACCUCAGUGACGAGGGGGAUGUCACCGAGUUUCCCGGCGGCAUGGAGAUCAUCCCCCAGGUGUCGAACUUCGUCAAGGAGCCCCCGUCGCAGGAUUCCCCCCAAGCCCCUUUGAGACUGCGUCGACGACGCUCGUCCGACUGGCCGGAGGAGAAAGGAGACAGGAGAAAUAGACUGGUGAAAUUAGGUGAAGGGAUUGAAAUCUACGAGGAUCAAUUACGGAGUGUCAAGUGGAAUGACUACAGGAAGUUGACAAGGGGGCUGGCGACGAUUUUGUUCAGUCCGGCGGAGUUGGCCACGUGUUCGGUCACGGGGCAGAGGUGGAGUCGGGCGGGAAGCGGGGAAAGACCCGUGAAGCCGGCUUUAGACCGCUCCAAAGUCCAAGCCAUCAUUUCAUAUGUGGCUACGAGGUUCCCCAUGGUGGAAAUUAGCCGAAUCAAGCAGGUUUUGGCCUAUAAAUGCAAGGAAAACUCCACGGCUUUUAAAAUGAAAGCGGUGCGCUAUUACGAGGAUCAGCAUCAGAAGUGAAUAUCAGACUAGACUAGGGAAACAAUAUCAUGUGUCAAAUAUUUCCAGUGUUUAUCCUUCAAAUUGUGUAUAUUUAGUUGUUGGAGUUUUGUUUUUUAUUUAUUUAUUGGGUAAUAAAGCAUUGAAUUUGA
Tribolium madens (black flour beetle) is the source of this 2226-nucleotide messenger RNA. Its product is annotated as zinc finger protein 131-like. Lineage: Eukaryota; Metazoa; Arthropoda; Insecta; Coleoptera; Tenebrionidae. Bases 983 to 2095 code for a protein of 370 amino acids. The transcript has 6 exons. The record is from RefSeq and is a predicted model, not a curated record. Gene Ontology annotation, cellular component: nucleus. Gene Ontology annotation, molecular function: protein binding; DNA binding. Gene Ontology annotation, biological process: regulation of transcription by RNA polymerase II.